AUGAUUACAGAAAUAGUUAAACUAAAAAAAGUGAAAGUUAACUAUGAGAAAGAAAUGUUUAAUAGAGUAAAGGAUUUAGAUAAAGGGAAAUUUACUAUGAAUAGAACAGAAGAUGGAUACAGCGAAAGACGGCAAACAGCAAUAGUUGACAGAAGAAGAAUGUUACUAGCAUGGGGAACCAUGAUUUUGAAUGAGUACAAUGUAGACAAAUAUGUUAACAAGAGAAAAGGAAAAAAUAUUGUGUGUAGAAAGAACAGGGAAUGGAAACAAGAUUUUUCCUGUGCGUGGAAAAAUUCUCCUCUUACCACCAAGGGCAUAGUAUCACAUCAACAUACCGUUGAUGUCAGCCUCUCAUAA
This is a messenger RNA of Phycomyces blakesleeanus NRRL 1555(-), 357 nucleotides long. RefSeq lists its product as hypothetical. The record is from RefSeq and is a predicted model, not a curated record. The transcript is spliced from 4 exons. Bases 1 to 357 code for a protein of 118 amino acids. Lineage: Eukaryota; Fungi; Mucoromycota; Mucoromycetes; Mucorales; Phycomycetaceae.